CCCACACUCGGGGGGCCAAUCAGAUUGGCAAAAGGGCCGGAAACGGAUGGGGGCGGGAGCAAGCACUUCCGGAAAGCGGCGCAGCCACGGCCACCGCAAGUGUGGACGCUACGGGUUGAGCUGCGCUGGAAGAUGUUUUACCACAUAUCUUUGGAGCACGAAAUCCUGCUGCAUCCGCGCUACUUCGGGCCCAACCUACUUAACACGGUGAAGCAGAAGCUGUUCACCGAGGUGGAGGGGACCUGCACGGGGAAGUAUGGCUUUGUCAUUGCUGUCACCACCAUUGACAACAUUGGUGCUGGUGUGAUCCAGCCUGGCCGGGGCUUUGUCCUUUACCCAGUUAAGUACAAGGCUAUUGUGUUCCGACCCUUUAAAGGUGAGGUCGUGGAUGCUGUGGUCACUCAAGUCAACAAGGUUGGGCUCUUCACAGAAAUUGGGCCGAUGUCUUGCUUCAUCUCUCGACAUUCCAUCCCGUCUGAGAUGGAGUUUGAUCCCAACUCUAACCCACCCUGCUACAAGACAAUGGAUGAGGACAUCGUCAUUCAGCAGGAUGAUGAGAUCCGCCUGAAGAUCGUGGGGACCCGUGUGGACAAAAAUGACAUUUUUGCGAUUGGCUCCCUGAUGGAUGAUUACCUGGGGCUUGUGAGCUGAGUGUGUGGUCUCCUGCAUGCUGGCAAUCAGGUUGGGAACUGUGUGAAUCCAUGUGCUGUGGUUCCUUGUGCCCAGGAGAUGCCUUCCUGCUGUACUGCUGCUUGGGGGUGUCUAUGUAUUAUAAGCAUAAAAGGCUCUUGUUUUUCAUGCCAA
Messenger RNA from Cavia porcellus (domestic guinea pig), 804 nucleotides. RefSeq names its product RNA polymerase II subunit G (gene Polr2g). Gene Ontology annotation, cellular component: P-body; RNA polymerase II, core complex. Gene Ontology annotation, biological process: positive regulation of translational initiation; DNA-templated transcription; positive regulation of nuclear-transcribed mRNA poly(A) tail shortening. NCBI's taxonomy places the organism in Eukaryota, Metazoa, Chordata, Mammalia, Rodentia, Caviidae. Gene Ontology annotation, molecular function: single-stranded RNA binding; translation initiation factor binding; single-stranded DNA binding. The transcript is spliced from 8 exons. The coding region runs from base 133 to 651 and encodes 172 amino acids. The record is from RefSeq and is a predicted model, not a curated record.